Molecule: messenger RNA, 15202 nt
Organism: Porites evermanni
Lineage: Eukaryota; Metazoa; Cnidaria; Anthozoa; Scleractinia; Poritidae
Source: the annotation of a GenBank genome assembly
CGAAAAUUCGCAUUCGCAUAGUCUUGCGGGCCCUCAACGAAUAUCAUAUCAGCAUGCGAAGUGGGUGUUGGGGAUUUUAAAACAAUAUGGCUGCAGUUCUUCCUUCUUCCGAUUCCGCAGAUGUGGGAGUUCGUCUCAGCUCUGUAAGUCAGUGCCUUGUUUAACGCUGUCGAAGUCAGAUGCAUCCGAAUACUAAAACUGGUUUAUUUUUCAGCUGAGCCCGAAGUAUUUGCAUACGAAUUCGACAAGUCACACUUGGCCUUUCAGCGCCAUCGCGGAACUCAUCGGUGAGCUUAAGUUUUGUGGAUAUUCGGCGCGAAAUUGUUUAGUUUGGGUUCGUUAGAUUUAUCCCUGGUCUUGUUUUUUUUAGACAAUGCCUACGAUCCAGACGUAAAUGCCAGCCAGUUGUGGAUAGACGUAAAAAAAUAUAAUAAACAUCCUUACUGCUUAGUUUUCACUGACAACGGAGCCGGCAUGGGUCCCGAGAAACUACAUAAAAUGCUUAGGUAAGCUUAGAAUGUUUUCCUCCAGCUUCUCCGAAUUUAAAUAAUGGCUCUUCAUUCAUUUUUUUAACUUUUGAAUGCUCACAUGGGGAUUUCUUCUUUAUUUUCCCAGCUUCGGGUUUUGCGAUAAGGUAAGAUCAAGAUUGAGAGUUUUGCCCUAUUUCGACGUUGCGUUACUUGGUACAUUCUUUGCAAUCGUUUACAGUUUGACUUGACUUGAGUAAAUUUUGGCCGGGCGUAAUCAUCUUGUUAUUUAAAUAUGAUUAUAUUAUCAGGUGGCUAUGAAGGGACAGCAUAUGCCAGUCGGACACUAUGGCAAUGGAUUUAAGUCAGGAUCGAUGCGGCUUGGCAAGGAUGCAAUUGUUUUCACUAAAAACGGUGCUACGCAAAGCGUGGGGUUUCUCUCGCAAACCUACUUAGAAGCCACAAAAGCGGAGACAAUUGUAGUACCGAUAGUAACUUGGGAUUCAAAUGGAAAUAUCCUUUAAUAGAGAAUGGAAAGUUUAAAUUGAGUGUUCCGUAGAUAGUUGUGAAUGAGGAUGGAAGCAAUUGUGAUCUGUUUGUUACUUCCGCCAUGUUGGUGUUCGCGCGAAACUCGAAUUUGGCGCCCUAUAUUAUUUUCGACGGAAGUGAUUAUUUUGUGCAGUUUAGAGCUACGGUACUUGAUGACUAGUGAGAGUGUCGUGAUGCAGGAUUUCGAACCUGUUGUGGUUUCCUACUUUUAAAGGUGAAUAUUUUUUUUAAAUUCUUUGAAGGAAAUCUAUUUGCCAAAUAGUAAGUUCAAGGGUGAAUUGAAAGACUUAAAGAUAUUUUCCCACAGAUAUUUCACCUUAAAAUUAAAAAGAAAAAACUUAAAUAUAAUUUAAUUAAAGAUUGUUGAUAUUAUCUAUUUGUAUAGAGAUGAAAUAGCAAAUAUGCAUGUCAUUGCUGCCCACACAGGGCAGCUACCUAUUUUUGUCUUGAAAGCAUCUAAGAACUCAAUUUUUCAGGAAGGUUGUUUCCCUGUUUGUGAGCAGUUCCCAGUCCUUACCACGUAGCACCCUAUGCAGUGAAGUAAAAUGGCAGCCAAAAUUUUAUGUGAGAAUUGUGUGAGUGCUUAGAAAGUGAAAGUCUGUGAUUCUUUCGGAACACGCUUUAAAAGGAAAUGGCGAUAAACUUGUUAUAGAGUUUCUUAGCAAUCUUGAAUCUGCAACCUCUUUGUUAGACCUUCGUAAGUGUUAGGUGUGAGGUUGAAGUCGAAAGUCAGACGCAAGUGUGAGGGACAGUUUAAUAUUUUCUGCAACGUAGCCAGUAAGUUACUCAUUUGCUUUUCGUGUCACUGUUGUAAAGUUAGAUACUUUGGGAAGGUAGUGAAUGUUAAGGCGCGAUUAAAGGGGAAGACAAUGUUCUUUCCUGUGUUUCUCAGGACUGUCGUUCCAUGAGCUCAGCCAGUUAUCAGCUGUGGAUCACAAUCAACACAAUCAACCAAAUCUUGUCACAAGGAACACAAUUUUAAAAGCAUUGUAAACAAUCAACUCAGCAGAAUUGUUUUUAGCAGAUAACCUUCCUAGUAUGUUCACUACUUUUUCUAACAAGGUGAAUGGAACAACAAGGCGAACAAAAUGAAAUACAAUAAUAUUACUGAGGUCAUAAUUUGCCCUUGCAGUGAGGCGAAUGAAACAAACAAAUUGCUGACCGAGGUGUGUUAUGUGCAUCUUUGUCUUAUUUAUUAUGAUAAAGUAUAUUUAUAUUUAUUUAUUAUAAAUUCCUUGACUUAUCAUAAAAAUUGAACCAAAGUCAGACAAGGAUAAAGCUCUUCAAGACAUCCUGACAUACUCAAUUUUUAAAUACAAGGAGGAAUUAUUAGCUGAGUUUGCAGGAAUUCAAAACCCCAGUGGUACCCGUAUUAUUAUAUUUAAUGUUCGAUCAACUCCUGAUGGUAAACCAGAGUUUGAUUUUAGCACAUCUGAUGACCUAAGAAUUCCGGAAGACACUGACUUGGCCAUUAGCAAACUGAAGAAGCAAGAGAGACAAAACCACAUUCCAGAGUCUGAUUACUCUUUACGGGUAAGUAAUUUAUUUAACAAUUAGCAAAUAUUAAUGAAUAAGGUUCAUGAAUAUGAUGUGAAGAAUUAUGCAGUCUAUCCAGUAGGGUGUCCAUCAUCGGCAGAUAACACCCUCCAUAAUCUGUAGAAUUCUUCAGAUCAUACAAAAGCCAAAUCCAAAAGUUUUUGUUUUAUAAUUCAUUCACGAUAUUUCUUACUUUAAAAACAUGCUUAUGUCAGUCGAUGUUAGUUCUUGUUGUCAUUUGCUUGUUCUUCUUCAAAACAAGAUAUAAACAGAUGUUUAAUAGUUUAGCACUGAGAUUUUCCUCAAAUAGCAGUUGUCAUCUGUUGAUUUGUAUUUUUGCCUCAUCAAUUGCAUUUUGUUUUCUAGGCUUAUUGUGCAAUUCUUUACUUGCGUCCCAGGAUGCAGAUUAUUUUGAGAGGUAAAAAGGUGCGCACCACAGUCAUAACAAAGAGUUUGAGUAAAACAGAAGUGGAUAACUAUCGGCCUUCAGCUGCAGUACGUGAAGCUAACACAAGUACACUUAGUCUGGGAUCUGUAUCCUAUUUGAUAUGUAUAUGAACUCAGGAUCAGUACCGUCUUUGUUUAUUUAUUCAUUAUUAGUUUGUUUAAGUGAGCAAUUUGGUACAUGGACAUGAUUAUCCUUUUGAAGUAAAUUUUUUAUUUUUAUUUUAUUUCUAACACACACACACAUUACAAUCUGUAGAGAAAAGAGAAAUGGCGAAAAAGAAAAGAGACUAUAAAAGCUCACGAGAGACUUGGUCUCCUUGAACUACAGACAGUAAUGUUACAUCAAGUGAAGCAGAUGAUGGGUAGAGAAAAGGUGGAAAAGAUAAAAGAUAAUUUUUCAAAACUAUUAAGUACAAGUCAUAAACAAGGUGCUUUGAGCAUUGCCAAAAUUUGACAGUUUCAACAGGUGUCAGCCAUUCACAAAACCUACAUUAUUUGUUUUUGUAAUUUCUAGCCUGAUGAAUUUCUUCAAAAGAUGGUUGUUAUCUUCACUCCCAAGGGAUGUAUUCCAGUUAUUUCAUGUUAUUUGUUGAUAAUCUGAGGGUCAGUAACAAAACAUGUUUGUAUAACCCAGGGCUGUUAUGAAGGUUUUCAGUGGCUAAAAUAUCAGCCUGUCAUUUAUACCACAAACUACUGUAAGUAAUUGGCUGAUUUUACUGCAGUAGCCAGUUAAGAAAGCCAGUUGCCAGAUACUAAUGACAAUAACCCUGAAGACCCGAUGUUUUCACUUUAAAGAGUAAGGCCUUGAUUUGAAGAUCUCAUAUCCAAUGUCAGAGGUUUUCCUUGGGGAAGGCAUGUCCCAUCCUCACACUGUCCUUAUUCCUGGUUUUGAGGUUUUUGUAAACUUAACAUUUUCUCUCCAAGAAAAAGGUCUUCCUUGAUGAUGGAGUGUGAGUUAAUGACAAUAAUAAUUAUAUAGGCCUGCCUCAGCUACAGUGAAUUCAGUAAUAAAGAGGUAAAAAGUCAAAUGGAUUAAAGUUGUUUUCUUAACAAAUGUGGCAACAUGACAGGUCAAUAAAGGAGUAAAAAUAACAUUUGGCUUCAGUCAGAACAGGAACCAUUAUGGUAUCAUGAUGUACCACAGAAACCGGCUUAUUAAACCCUAUGUGCGUGUGGGCUACCAGUUACGGGUGAGUAAACACCAUCUGGUACAUAUUCCUUGUCUUCAAUUAGAAUUUUGAGUACAUUAAAUGUUACACAACAUUAACUUUAUUACAUAAAGUAUGAAUGUCACACCUGUAUUAAGAAGCCACUUGUCAAAGCUCUGGAAAUAGUUUCCCUUGAUUGCUAUAAAACUGACCUCUAUUGGUCCUAAGCUUUCAUACCUCACAAAAUUGUACUUGGCAGAAGUGAAAGUCAUUGAUAUUAGAAGCAAAUUUUUGCUAUUUGUUGUAACUUUAUCAAGACAGAGUCAAAUUGAUUUCUUUCUAUAUAACUUACAAGUAAUCAGUGAUACUUUAUUAUUAUGAUUGUUGUUAUUUUAAUUAAAGUAUUAUAGUGAAACCUCUAUUAAGCGAACUCCUUCGGGACCUUCCCAAGUGUACACUUAAUAGAGGGUGUCCACGUGAUAGCGGUCGUAAAAAUUGUGCAGUGUUUGUUAACAAACAACAUUUAAUGGUUACUCUGUACUGUUAUAAAGUUGCAUGUUGUUAAAUAAGCUAUCCAAAGUUCAAGUUCAUUACCUUUCAUUACCAACUUUAAUUAGUUUGUAAAUGCAAAAACAUUAACUGACUUUAGUUCAUAUUUCAAGGACAUCAAUCCAAUAGUACUAUUGUCAAUUCAGUCCGGUAUCUUCUUAAUAGGGUUUUUUUUAACAAUUAAUAGAAAUUAGCCAAGUACAACUUAUUUUAGUGCCCUCAUAUAUCGGCUUAAUAGAGGUGUCCACUGAACAGGAGUUCAUUAUAAAGGGAAAUAUCAGACGUUCGUUUCAGGACCUGGCUUAGUGUCCGCUUAAAAGAGAGGUUGUCCUAGGGGAAGUUCACUUAGUUGGGGACCGCUUAAUAGAGAUUUCACUGUAUAUAUUUUAGUUGAAAGUCCUUAGUGAUAUGUUUUAUUUGUAAGUAUAAACAUAUAAGUUAAAGGAAAUAGUUCUUUACAUUGACUGACAAUUUUUUUUUCUGUCAGGCUAAUAACUUUGGUGUUGGUGUAGUGGGUGUUAUUGAAUGUGAUUUUCUUCAACCAACUCAUAACAAACAGGACUUUGAUUACACCAAAGCAUACAGGUACUGUACUUACACACUACUUGUAGGCUUUUGUUGUAUGACAUGUUAAUUAAUCAAGGAUCAAUACGUACAGUACAUACAUUUAGUGGAGAUCCUAACAACUAGAAUUAGAAGUUGCUUUACCAUAUGCCUGAGAAUAUGAUGGAGAUGAACAGAGAAACCAAAAGAGGACAAAUUUUUAUUUGUGAACAUUAAUUUUGUCUAACCUAGCAGUGGAAUCAAUGAGUGCAGUCAUUUAUCUUUGUGGUGACUGCAGGCCACUGAACGAGAAGCAGGGGUUCAAUAAUUGUUGAAGGGAGUAUCCAAAUAAGCUCAUGUAGGGGGUGGUUUGCGAUCAAGCUAGUAAGGAUAUCAGUUGAUAUUCAGUGAAAGAAAAGAGUGGUUUGCAGCAGAGAAACUCACUGGAGUUCAAUUGCAGGUGCCAGGCCCUAGUUGUUCAAAAGGUGGAUAGCAUUAUUUAUCUAGUGGAUAAUGCAAUAAUUGCAUUAAUUAUUGGUUUUCGGAACACUUAUCCACUGGGUAGUGAUUUUUCUGGUGGAUAGCGCUAUCCAACUUUUAAACAACUGGCCUGAUCUUUAUGAAAGCCUUGGAAAACAUAUUCAUUUUGGAUGUUUUUUAUGGUUGUUUUCUUUGUUAAGAUUUGUUUGAUCAUUUUCAAAUCCUGUGACAGCCAAUUGUCCAAUGGCAGGGUUAAAACAACUGUGCUGUAAAUCAAAUGACUAUAAAGGCCCUGUUAGUGUUAGAUUCUGGCAAGUGUCAUGGGCUUGAAACAGCGAUGUAAGACAGAUGAAAUGGAGACAAAAUAAUGACAUGAAGAUCGGUUGAAACUGACAAUCUCAAAUAUAAUAUGUAAUUCUGAAAGCGACAUUUACAAAAUGACUGGUUUUGAAAUUCAGACUAGGGACUUGUGGUCUCCCCACCAUCACCCCACCCCACCCCCCCUCUCCUCAGAGCACCUCUUAUCUAGGCAAAGUAUGACAUGGGGCGUUUAAAUGUACAGGAAAGUUGUGACUUAGUCUCUUCAUGUUUUAUUAUCAAUCUACAGAGCUUGUAUUGCUGCUCUGGGUUCCAAGCUAAAUGAUUACUGGUAAGGUUACUAAAUUUGGUAUUUGUUGUCUUUGGUUAAAUUAUUUUAAAAAAGUGCUCAUUCACACUGAAAUUUUAUGUUUUAUUGCUUUUGUUUUGAAAUGAUAAUUGACAAUGACUUCCUGUUGCAUUUAUUUUUCUCUUAUGAAUUAGGAAUGAAAAGAAGGGUGCACAGCGUCCCAAUAGCAAAGAUCCCAUACCCGAGCCUGUGGAAGUUCAGUAAGUAACAAGUUUGAAAUGAUGAAUAUAUCAAUUUCAAAGAUACAUGUAUGCAAAGUUACAAGCUUGUUUGUUGCGCUUCUGUUUGCUUUGUCGCCAUCAUGAGAUCAUUAGUUGGGUAAGGGGUGCCCUCUGUUGAUUUUAAGUGUGCUUUUGUCUGUGGUUACAGAAAUUUUAUUGUUGUCCUCGACUUUGUUCUUACUGUGUAGGCUUGGGCUGUGCAAUGUUCAAAGGGUAGUAUUCUACCAUGAGAAUCUUUAGAAAGGCUGUUAAAAUGAUAUUGUUUACCUUUCAAUAACAGUUUAGGGCCUCGGGGAAUAAUGCUACUUACCAAAAUGUGUGGAGUGUUGUUUGUCAGCCGGUUGGCUUGCAGAUUGUUACAAUGGAGUUUACCCUAAUUACCCUAAAUUAAUGUCUUGUAUUUCUCUUUACAACGAACCCCUAUUCAGCGGACACCUCUAUUAAGUGGACGCAGACACUAAAAUAAGGUGUAUUUGGGUAAUUUCUAUUUUUAUAAACCCCUAUUAAGCGGACACCGGACUGAAUUGACAAUAGUAGUAUUGGUUUACGUCCUUGAAAUCAGACUGAAGUCAGUUAAGGUUUUUGCAUUUACAAAUUAAAGUUGGUAAUGUAAGGUAACUUAAGCAGACACCCCCUAUUAAGCGGACACUUGGGAAGGUUUCACUGUAUAAGGCUGUUAAAAUUUUAGUGUUUGCCUUUCAAUAACAGUUUAGGGCCUCGGUGAAUAAUGCUACUUACCAAUAUGUGUGGAGUGUUGUUUGUCAGCCGGUUGGCUUGCAGAUUGUUACAAUGGAGUUUUCCCUAAUAUUAUUACCCUAAAUUAAUGUCUUAUAUUUCUCUUUACAACGAACCCCUAUUCAGCGGACACCUCUAUUAAGUGGACGCAGACACUAAAAUAAGGUGUAUUUGGCUAAUUUCUAUUUUUAUAAACCUCUAUUAAGUGGACACCGGACUGAAUUGACAAUAGUAGUAUUGGUUUAUGUCCUUGAAAUCAGACUGAAGUCAGUUAAGGUUUUUGCAUUUACAAAUUAAAGUUGGUAAUGUAAGGUAACUUAAGCAGACACCCCCUAUUAAGCGGACACUUGGGAAGGUUUCACUGUACCUUCAUUUUUAGACUACUCCCAGACCAGAUAUGGGUGCAGUGUGACAACCCUGAUUGUCUUAAGUGGCGCAAGUUACCUGAUGGCACUGUUCCUGACAAACUGCCAGAAAAAUGGUAUUGUAAGGAUAAUCCCAAUCCCAACAUGAGAUCAUGUAAUAUUCCUGAAGAGAAGGAAGAGGAAAUUGAACAGCCAUAUGUUAAAACACAAAAGAAACGCUUGUGAGUACUUUUUUCAAUUUUUUUUUUUUUUUUGGGGGGGGGGGGGGGGGGGAAGGGGACCAUUAGCUUUUUUUUAGUUUUUGGGUUUGAAAAUAUUAGCUUUAAAACUGCAUCCAAGGCCAGAGCUCGAUCAAACUAUCCAGGUUUCAAUGCAUGACUUUGAGGUUUGUUUUUGGUGGGAAUUUAUUAUUAUGGAGCUCAAACAGACAUGUUUUUGAGUAAUGCUUGUCAACCGGAAGUGAGCCUUUUUCUAGUUUAAUAUGCCUUGUUGCUACCAAAUUUGUAUUGCUAAGUAUUUUUACUCUUUUAGAGAUGGUUUGCCCAAAUAUUUGUCUCAAAAUCACGGCUCAAGAGUACAAAAAUUCCACGUCCAGUUUAUCUGUGUCACUAAUUAUCACUAACCCUGAUUAUUUGACAUGCUGAUUAGGUUAAUUUGGGUGGUUGAACCUGGAUUCCAGGUUAGACAGUUUUUAUUCAGUGGGGGUACGUGGGAUUUUGUUUUAACGGAAAUUUUUGUAUCACCAUCUAGCCAACCUUGUCACUUUUAGUCUAGAUUACCCUCCCUUGGGACAAAAAACAGCUUAAUAAUAGAAACAUUUUUAGUCAAACGAGAUUACAGUGUUUUUAUUUAGACUUUUACCUUACUUGUGUACUUUGAAAGUUGGAUUUCUUAAAUUGAUUAAAGAUUAAAUUGAUGAUAUCUUACCACAGGGAAAAAGAGAUGGAGGAUAGAAAACGUAGAGAACGGGUAAGAAGAAUAUUAAAUAUAAUUAUUAUCUAUUAUCUUGAACACUGAAAACUGCCUCCUCUCUUUUCUUUUUGAUGACUUGAUUAAUACUGUUAACACUGGUUUGUUUGAACAUUACUUGAAAUGAUUGCCUUUGGAGUUAACUUAUGUAAAAUUAAUAUUUUGUAAGGAGCAGCUCGUCUCUAACUAUUUGUUUAUUAUUUUGUUGUUGUGCAAUCCAUGUACUAUUAUAUAUACAUUUGUGAGACAAAGGUAGGCAGUUAUUUUAAAAAGAACAUGUUCCAUUUAUCCUGAAAAGAAAAAUAAUGUUAACAUUUUGACUGUCAGAAUAGACUUUUUAGGACAUUUCUAUUUGUUUUUUGUUUUGCUGAAGUUUCACUGUUUACAGAAAUGGAUGUUGCCAACAUAAAAAUGAGAAAUUCUUCUUUAAGUUUCAACCCUUGGUUGCACUACUCAACAAACAAAUUAUGUUCAAAAAGUGAUGUUAUGAUUAUUAGAAUUUUUUUUUAAAACUAUUGAGACACACAUUAUUUUCAACCUACAGUUACACUUUGAUAGUAAAAGUUUGUUUUCAUUUCUUUUCUUUUUACCAGGAAGCCAAAUUAAAGCAAGAACAGGAGGUAGGGUUUACGAGGUUUUUUGUGAUGUAAGACAAGUAUGCCAUCCAUUAGAGAUUUCCACAAAUUAUGUAGUUUAACUUCACUCCAACAUCAUCCUUUCUUUGAACCCUGUUACACCCUUGGAAAAUGCCGCUCAUUUCUAAGUUUUUUUUUAAUGCACUGGUUUCUCAGUAUUUGUUGGAGAUCAGACCUGCCUGCCUCCAGCACAUGUGGAGGGGGUUUCAGACACAACCCACACUGAAGUGUCCAAAAUAAAACUGUGGAACGUUUUUCUUGUACUUUGUACACGAUAAUCUGUUUGCUAAAAAGUGGUUCUAAAUCACUCUUAAUAAUUAAUUCAUCAAGACCUCUAAAACUACAAGUGAAAAUGUCACUAAUCUGAGUUGAUACUGGUAUUUUCCGACUUGUUAUUUUAACUUUCUUUGGUCCAUGUUUCAGGCAAAAAUGUUGCAGCAGCAGCAGCAAAAGGAGUUAGAGAAAAAAGAAGCAGAACUACAGAGGUAUAUGAUGUUUGCUUUCCAUCUAAUGUCAUUUUUCUUUACUUCACUAAUUGAGUACCAUAAUAAUAUUUUAUCCUUUAUUUAAACUACUCUUGCUCCCACUUAUUUUCUUCCAUUUGGGGUUGUAUAUGUUAUGGUAUUUUGAUCAGCUAUAUUAAGUUUACACAAUGAAAAAAAUGUUCAGAAUUAGAGUAUUGGUAAUCCUCUUACUGUGCCAAAUUCUUUGCAUGUCAGGGAACCGAAAAUGGGAAAUUUGUCAGAUUUUGUCUUUCACAUGGUUUGUUGUUUUAACAGAACACAUGAUGUUCUUUUUUGAUCGAGUCUCAACAAUCUUUUUCUUGUGUGUUUCUUAGAUUAAGACAGCAGCUGGCCGAAAUGGAAUCUAACAAUGAAACAUCAAUUCUUCAAUCAAUUGAACAAAACAGUGCCAAACAACAACAAGCCAUCAGACAGGUUAGACUUUACAGAAAAUAACUGAGUAAAUUUAAAUACAACAAGUGAAAUAUUUUGUCACCUUUUUGUUUUUGAUUUAGAUACCCUUUUCAAGGGCUAUAAACAUGGUUUGUUUUAAUGAUUGGCCUUAACUAAAUCUGUUAUAACCCUUUACAGUACUUGCAUGUUAACUAACAUUUUUAUCAUGAGGAAAUGUGCGGCCUUCAGCUGUAUAUUAAUAAGCUGUAAAAGAGAAAAGUGCCAGGAAAAGCUAGGAAAAAUGCCCAGAAGUUGUCAGUAGAAAUUCAUUUUUGUAACCUUUGACAUGAUCUCAGCACCCUGCACACAAGUGUUAAGAAUGCAUACUUAGGCAGGUGAGAGUGCGUGGUUUUUUUGUUGUUGUUUGUAGACAAAUAACAAUAACUUAAAAAUCUACUCAUUAAAAUCUGAUGAAAUUAAUUGGCAGAAAUCCUGUUCAUAUUGCACUUCAGACAUUCAAAGCCUCAAAAUACAUUUUGAAAAAACACGUUUUCUGACACAACCAGCUUUCUCAUGAAAGCUAUUUUCUUAAAAAAUUCAAUAGCUGAUUGUUACAACAAUUCUUCAAGUUUUUUUAAAAAAGGAUGAGGGCUACUGAUAAAACUGUGCAAAUUUAUAGGAAAAUCUCAUGACUGGUUUUUGCAUAAAGCUAAUGAAUUCACAGUUUUAGGCUUCUUUUCAGUCAUCCAUGUUUCCAUGGCAAUGAUCAAAAUCUCACUCAUAACCUCAUAAGUUAAUGUCAUGUCUUUUAAAUAUUAUUUUGUCCAUGCCAAAUUUGAGCUUGGAGUUGCAAUAAGUCCUGAAUUACACCCCACUGAAUGUUAACGAUCCUCAACCUAUCAAACUGUUCAGCAACAACAUGCAAACAGUUUUCAACAAUCAUGGUAAUUUUAUGCCAAAGUGCUCAGGACCGAGAUUUAUAAACAUGUAUUAAAUGUUGAUUUACAUGCAGUGUAUGUUGUAUCUUCUUCAUGAUUAGAAGUUGUAACAAAGUUUCGUUAGUAACUAAUGCUGAUCAUGUAACUAAAAAAAUGCAACAUUUCUGCAGCAAUUUUCACAUUACAGAUAGUAGGUGUCUAUUUCUGCUGGUGAAGUGAAUGUACCAACUACUCAAAGGUUGUAGGUUUAACAUCUCUCAGACUCAGAGACUGAACUCUUUAUGCCUUGUAUGCUGUGUCAUGAGUAAAGAUAUCCUGAUUUACUUUUUUUUUCCAGAAAUACAAAAUCCAUCAUCUGAAUCUGGUGGAGUUAACAGUGUCUUUUAUAAUUAUUUUUUUUUGUAGCAGGUAAAAGGGGAGCAGAAGUCACCUCAACCUCUCCGAAUAAAGGUACAUUCAGUUUCUGAUUUUACUGCUGCUGUAAUCAUCAAGGAUUUAUUUUCUGGCCAAAAGAAAAUUUUAUUUUUCUUUCAAAAACAAACCAGGAAAUUCUGAACAGGCAAGAUUACACUGUACAGGUUGGUAUAUAGGCCCCUGCUUGGGAAGCUUAUCAGAAUGUAGGAUUCCAUGAAUCUUGCCUGCUGCCAGAGCCGGCCCAUAUAUAUUUUUUUAUUUCAAAAUUAACUCUAUUUUGUGUAUGUUGUGGUUCAAUUUUAUCCUUGGUUUAAAAUUUAUUUUCUUUCGUUUUGGGCAUGGUGAUGCCGUAUGAUAGUGAUUUUGAAACUAAAGAAAAUACAAUUUAGACCAAGGAUAAAAUUGAACCACAACAUAUACACUGAUUUUAGUGAAAAGUUGCAUUAUUAACUUUAUGUUGUGUUUUUGAGAACAAAAUAGGGGAGGUUGUACCACUUGCAAGGGACUUUGUUCCCUACUCUUUUCAGUGGGUUCCUACAGGUGACAUUUCCCUGUGAGUUCUUAACUUUUUUUUUCCUUCUGUUGAAGGUGGGGCCACCACAUUCAAGUGGUUUUAAGGUAAAUACUGCUUAAGGAUUUUUCCAUUUAAAUUUUUGCUUCUUUUUGCCCAUUAAAGUUGUGGAUAUUUAGUAACAUGGUUUAAAUUCCAUAUCCAGUUACUGCUAUUAACAACUGCUGAUAUCAGGGAAUACAUGGUUAGCAAAAUAAAAUUAUAAUGUACAGCUGUAAUAAAAAGCUAUCAUACGAUACUGAGUAAGAGUUACUUGUAAGUCCUAUGACAGAAGUACAUCCUGGAUAACCUUUUUUUUUGGAAAUGUACAUUUUGAAAGUUUUCAUGAACAUUGUAAGUUAGUGUUUUUUAUGCCCAAGAAGCUGGAACCAUUAUGAGAGAAUUUGCUAAAAUAUGUGGAGCAGUAGUAAUUAAAAUUAUUUUCUUUUAUCCAUUGAAGUCAACUCCUGGGAGACCAAUCUCACAGGCAUCUCCACUUCGUACCACCAUGGUGACGUCCCAAACAUCAAAUUCACCAGCAGUUUUAACACCAAACAGAAAACAACCACAGCAGCAGCAGCAGCAACAACAACAACAACAACCAGCUAUCAAGGUUGUUAAAGUAUUUUCCUCCCGUCCUCCUCCAUCAAGCCAGGCCCCAACUACUGGAAACAAACCACUGGUCCAGAUAGUUCCGAGUCCCCAUGGAAACAUCCUACAGCAGAACAACACAGACACGACAACGCCCAAGGUAGUAUCUGUACAGUCAUUACAGUCGCCUGCAGCAGGCAAGACACGACUUGAUCAAUCUGGCCAAGUUACAGUUCAAAAAUUAGUGUUAUCAUCAGGUCAUAAAAUUCAUCUUCAAACACCAAUUUCUCAGCAUGUAACUCCUGUGUCUACCAAUUCACCAAAAUACCAGUUGAAAACUGUACCACUUCAACUGACACAGCCAGUGCAGCUACCAAGAACUCCUGCUGUCAGUACGCAAAAUCAGCUCCCUGUGCAGCACGUUGGUACACCACUAACAUCACCUGCUGUGCCGAGCAGUUACAAACCAUUAGAAUCAUUAAAAGAAGUCAACAGACAAGCGACACAGGCAUCAGCAGUAACAUCACCAGUGUCAGCUGUCAUCCCAGAGGUUACUUCUGCCACAAGAAAGUCACCCACUGACAUCAGGAAUCAAGUAACUGUUAGUGAUAGAUAUCGAUACAUUGCUCCGUCACCUCAGACAUCAGCCGGGGCAGCUGUAGCCGUAGCUGGUUCCACUACCCCAACGUCUGCACUGCCACCCCAGCAACAUGUUCAGACUUCACCUGUCAAGUCGACUGCGCCUGUCAUGGUGCAGUCUAUUAACCCAGCACCGUCACAAGUAUUGCAGGUAUUAAAAAUUACAAUCACCACCCAAGAUUCAACCACUUUUGUAAUAUAUUAUUUAAGUUAAAUGUCAGGAGACAAGAAUAUUUCGCAAUUGUAGCUACUGUAAGCACUGCACAUGAUUUUAAGAUAAGUUGCUGUGGUGCAUUGCUUAAUGAAGGGUGCAAUUUUCUAAUCUUCCCAUUAAAUCAAGCCUGAGAAUUUUCAGUAUAUUAUGUUGGGCUCUCUCGGUGGAAGUGGAAUUUGUUCUCAGGGACAAUCCGUGAUUGUUCUCUAGCUCAAGCGCUGUGUAGUUCAUAAUUGCAGCUCUUUUGAUAUACAUAUUGUUUUGUUACUGUAGGUGCUGCAGAUUAAACAGGAACCAAAGCCUUCGGUUCCUGUUCCACCUUUACAACAAACACCUUCAAAUAUUCAGAUCACCCAAGUGCAUUCUGGGUCAUCAGCAGUAGCGGCAUCAACAGUAGCACCAGUUAACGUGAAGAUGGAGAAAGUUGACACGUGAGUUAGAACUUAACAACAUAAGCUUUUCCUAAUUAACAUCCAAAUCUGCAAAAAUUAGGUCACCUAGUAACAGGUAACAAGACAAAGCGGGUAGAUGACAGAGGAGUUUUUCUCCGGUGUAAUUAUUCCAAAGACUAAUGAACUUUAUUUAUCAGCAAUGACUUGGGGAGUUUAAUUACAAGUGUCCGUUUAAUACAGGUUGGCAACAAUAGAAAUGACCAUUUCAGGUACUUUUUAGGUGUCCGCGUCUGCUUAAUAAAGGUUUCAUUUAAAGUAAAUAAGGGAAAUAAAUAUUUGGUGACUUCGGCAUCGGCUACUGUCCGCUUAAUAGAGGGUGUCCGCUUAAUACAGGUUUCACUGUAUGUUGUAUGGUAUUGUAACUAAGCUGUGUGGUAUUGUUUCAGGCCUCUUGUAAAUGGCAUCAAGAGAAUACGUAAUGACAAUGAUGACGUCAUUGAGCAACCGCCCAAACAGAAACCCCGGGUCGAGAAGGAAGUUAUCAUUAUCGACGAUCCAACCCCUCCCCCUCCACCAGAGGAAGAAAAAGUCGAACCGGAAAUAAACCGUGAUCUUGCUGUAGACGGUGUUGACAAAGACUUGAUAAUUAAACUAAGAAAAUUGAGCCCAGAAGAACAGUGGAUCAAACUUGCAAAAUCUGCACAACAGUUAAGAUAUUUGCGGGAUAAUGUGUGCAAACUGUUACGAGUUCUUGUACCGGAAAUAGACCUCGGAGACAGAACGGAAAUACUUGACAACACAACUGUGGAUGAUCUCUUAAAGCAGGUUUUGGAGGCCAAUAUACAGCCGCCCAGUUCAACAAACUCGUGAUCAACGUCUUCAUCGACUGCUUUUUAACCUCGUUUCUGCUCCCACUUUUUGUGAUGGAUCCACCACUCGUGCACUUAAUAGGAAUGUUUGGUUGAUGAUUCAUGUCAGUGGGAUAACUUUGCAAUAGUUCUGUCAAGGAAUUUGUUUCUCCUCCGUUUUUAAAGCGUAAUGAUAUCAUGGACUCGGGGAAAGAUACCUGAAAAACCUUGCUAUAAUAAGAGUGGCUCACACCAGAUGCAAAUAACAACAUUUUAAUAAUAUCGGUGGAGUGAUUUUAUAUUUACUAGUCGUUAUUUUCAAUGAUUUAUAUAUUUGUGCUAGCUUUCAACAGAAAAAUAUUCUCUGUUGAUUUUGUAAAUAUAAACUCUUCCAAAAAGGUUUUUAAAA